AUCCAGACCGGGUGGCUUGAGUCGGAUCCUGCAGAGUGCGUGUCAUUGAUGACUAGAGCAGACAGCUGAAGUUUGUCUGUGACUGUCUUUUGGUUUUCAUGUCACCUGCUUUCAUUCCUUUCAGAGCCGUUUUUAAGGUUCGUUUCACUUGAGGAGAACUUGUGUUGAGAUGGUUUCUUCAUUCCGGAGACGGAGGUUAUUUAUGGGAUUUGUGUCUCCGCUGCAUCACCUGAGGACAGGCGGACAGUGAGUCACAUCUGAGGGCUGAAUGGACAACAUGUCUCCACAACAACAACAACAACAACAACCACAACCACCGGAUGGGCUCAGUCGGGGCGCACCACAGGAAAACAAAAGGCGGCUGAAGUCUCAGAGUUAUCGCCGCCAGUCGGCCCCAUCUCUGGUCAUCACCAAGGCUCUCACCAGGUCCAAGACCAUCUCCAGAGAGUCCUUCCUGGUUCCUGUGUGCCCAGAGACCUGCCCGUUGAUCCAGUCCUUCCUGACCGGCGCUGAGAGGUCGUUCCUUCUCCAUGGACAUGCUCAGUUGAAGACUGGACUGCAGACUCAAGACAGACACCUCUUUAUGUUCACGGACAUCCUGGUGAUCGCCAAAGCCAAGUCAGCCAACCACUUUAAGCAGAAGGCCCAGGUAUGUGUGUGUGAGAUGUGGACGGCAGGAUGUUUGGACGAGGUGUGUGAGGGAAGUACGAACCCAGACAGGAGCUUCGUCAUGGGCUGGCCGACGUACAACUGUGUCGCAAUGUUUAGCUCUGCAGAACAGAAAGAGAAAUGGCUCUCCCUCCUCAAAAGUCGGAUAAAAGAUGAAAAAGAGAAAGAAGAACCUAAAACCAUUCCUUUGAGGGUGUAUGGGAAAGGGAUUAACACAUUUGCUCUGACAAAGACGCUUCCUGUCAGUAACUCGGAUUCGACCAAUGAGGUGGUUCGAUUGGCUCUGCAGCAGUUUGGCAUCAUCGGAAAUGUGAAAGAUUACCAGCUGUGGGUGGUCUCAAAGAGGGACAACGCUCCAUAUCCUCUGAUUGGUCAUGAGUUUCCCUUCAGUAUCCAGAUGAGUCAUGUGAGGGCGUCUCAGGGCAGCAGGGAGGCUGCGGCAUCUGAGGACAGGGCCAGGGCGAUGCAGGUGGAGCAGCUGCAGGUGUCCAAGCAGUGCCAGUUCAUCCUGAAGCCUCGGCCAGUCCAAACGGUGCAGCAGCCGGUGACCACAGGUGAGACCACCGAACUGUCUCGGAAACCCUUCAAAAGGAGGCGUUCACUGAUCACCUGGGCCUUCUGGAAAGGAUCGUCCUCACAGCUGAACGAGAUGUCCCUGGCUGGUCCUCGAGGAUGUCUGUUCAGUCAGCCGCUCAGCAGGGUGUGUGUGGAGGACACUCUGCCUAAACCAGUGACGGAUAUGUUGUCAUUUCUGUACCACGAGGGUUCAUGGACGAAGGGGAUCUUCCGUCGACCCGCGGGGGCUCGAGCUGUCAGGGAACUUCGGGACUCACUGGACGCCGGCGACUUUCAGCUUCCCCUGACACGAGACCAUGUCUUCGUCAUUGCUGGAGUCUUUAAGGAUUUCCUGCGCAGCAUCCCUGGCAGCUUGUUGUGUUCUGAGCUUCAUGAAGAGUGGAUGGAUGUGCUGGAGGAAGAGGAUGAGGAGGAAGAGCAGGUGCAGGAUGUGAAGAGGAUGAUCUGUCGGCUGCCCAGAGAGAACGCUCUGCUGCUGCGCCACCUGCUGGCCAUGCUGCACGGUAUCCAAGGCAACGCCCAGGAAAACCAGAUGACGAGCUUUAACCUUUCAGUGUGCAUCGCUCCCAGCAUGCUUUGGCCACCCGGAGCCCCGAGCAGCCCCGAGGUGGAAGGAGAAGGAACCAGGAAGGUCUGUGAGUUGGUGAAGUUUAUGAUUGAACACUGGCAGCAGAUUUUUGGAGAGGACCCCUCGUUGCUGUUUGGGGGACCACCACAAAGAUUGAACACUGAGGAGAUGGGAUCAGGUACCCAACUAUACUCGUGGCAGUAUCCUCUGACUGACUCGUCCUAUGACAGUGUGGAGAACGAGCUGGACAACAGCAGCGGCGGCUCACCAAACUUCUGCAGCAGACGGACACGCCUUUGCCAUAAACCACUACAAGGCAGCCUGGACUCCAUCCUCACCUUCAGCGACUAUGACCUGGACACUGACCCAGACACACGCCACAAGCUGAAGCUGGGAAGAACCAGAGGAAGGAGGCUGGACCCAGACAUGGGGCUCUGCUGCCCCGGCCAGGAUGCACCAUCUCUGGACACCUCGUCCACCCUGGACUCCCUGUCCCUGGAUGGUCUGAACAGCUUGCGGCGCCGGUCAGAGCCUGCCGUCGCGUACAUGAGUCAACUCCAGCCUCACAUUUCCCGCAGCGCUGACGGUCUCACCUGUGAUGAUGGUGAGAAAGAGGUUUCCAAGAAGGCCAGCAGCCACACACCCUCCAACAUUCAGAGCUGGAGGAGCAGAGGGGUGAAGUCAGCAGCUCUGGAGGCCAGCUCCUCCAGCCUCUCCUCCACUCCCGUCUCCCCUGCACCAACUCGCUCCUCUCUGGACUCGCUGGACUCCCUCAGCUCUGACCACACCUGGGCGAUCAGACGGGGGCUUCACCCAAACAAGAGCCCCGUUCCCUCCGCCACCUCUUCCUCAUUACCUGUUCCUUCUUCGACCAGCGCUACACCCUUCACGGUGAGCCCUACGUGGAAUUCAGGGGAGUAUCCAGACCAGACAGUUGUCCUGAAAGACUCUCCACCUAAAGAUCAAGUCAGCUGGGGGACGUUAAAAGGUCUCCACCCAAACUCUUGGCUGAAGAAAGACCGGAGGUUGUCACUUACCCAACAGGAGAACUUAGAGAAGGAAGAAGACGACAACAGUGGGGGUGGAACCACUGAUAAGCCACUUGCUUUUGGAAAAGUCACUCCAAAACCAGGUGAGAAGGCAGGAGGAAAACGAAUCUCCAGCUGUCAAACCAAAGCCCGCCGAGCAUCCAAGGAUGGAAACGUGGAGCAGAAGCCGUCGUCUCCAGGUCUGUUUUACAAGCAGAGGGGACCCACUCUGUCUCUGUUCAAACGACACAAGUCUCAGGAGGAGGAGUGCAUGGUGAGGCUCUAUCAGCGCCGGGGUUCGGAGCCGGGGCAGCAGCUGGUGGAACGGGCCUCCAGUCUCCGCAGGGCCAGGCUCCCCAGUGACCCGGGUCUGAAGGUUUCUGAGGUGGAUUCUCAGGGCGGGACCACCGAGGGCCGCUUCUGCCUCUCCCCCUACGCAACCAAGGCAGUGAAGGACUACUUCUCCUCUCAUUCACACAGUAAUCCUCAGAGCAGCCAGCAGGUGGCGCUGGCCCUGGUGGAGGGUCACAGGGAAUGGCUGAUGAGAUGCAGCGAAGUCACUGGUGAGCCAGACUUUGAGCAGCUGCUGUUAGCGGAAGAGUCCUACGUCUAAACGGGACUGGAACUUAAAGCAACAAUAAAGGAUAUUUGUAUUUGUAAAGUACAUUGUGAAAGAAUGAGCCUCAUCGCAAGAACA
Messenger RNA from Sphaeramia orbicularis (orbiculate cardinalfish), 3538 nucleotides. Its product is annotated as rho GTPase-activating protein 20-like. Gene Ontology annotation, biological process: signal transduction; regulation of Rho protein signal transduction. Bases 269 to 3454 code for a protein of 1061 amino acids. NCBI's taxonomy places the organism in Eukaryota, Metazoa, Chordata, Actinopteri, Kurtiformes, Apogonidae. Gene Ontology annotation, molecular function: GTPase activator activity. The transcript is spliced from 16 exons. The record is from RefSeq and is a predicted model, not a curated record.